UUAGGAAUGCCUCUGGAGAGCAACAGCACAUGUCUAAUGAGCUGCCAAUCAAGCCUGCUCCCCGAGAAGCCCAGGUUUCUGAGUCAGAAGAUGUGGGUGCCACACCUAGCCAUUGCUUAUCUUAUCUCUGUGACUUUGGCUUUGGCUGUCCCCGGGACCCAGACUCGCUUCAGCCAGGAGCCAGCCGAUCAGACCGUGGUGGCUGGGCAGCGGGCCGUGCUCUCCUGCGUGCUUCUCAACUACUCUGGGAUUGUACAGUGGACCAAGGACGGGCUGGCUCUGGGCAUGGGCCAGGGCCUCAAAGCCUGGCCACGGUACCGGGUCGUGGGCUCUGCGGAUGCUGGGCAAUACAACUUGGAGAUUACAGAUGCCGAGCUCUCUGACGACGCUUCAUAUGAGUGCCAGGCCACAGAGGCCGCCCUGCGCUCCCGACGGGCCAAACUCACCGUGCUCAUUCCUCCAGAGGACACAAGGAUUGAUGGGGGCCCCGUGAUUCUGCUGCAAGCAGGCACCCCCCACAACCUCACAUGCAGAGCCUUUAAUGCCAAGCCUGCUGCCACCAUCCUUUGGUUCCGGGACGGAACACAGCAGGAGGGGGCUGUGGCUAGCACGGAACUGCUGAAGGAUGGGAAAAGAGAGACUACAAUCAGCCAGCUGCUCAUUCACCCCACAGACCUAGACAUUGGUCGUGUCUUCACCUGCCGCAGCAUGAAUGAAGCCAUCCCCAAUGGGAGGGAGACAUCCAUUGAGCUGGAUGUACACCAUCCUCCUACGGUGACUCUGUCCAUUGAGCCUCAGACCGUGCAGGAGGGUGAGCGAGUCAUCUUCACGUGCCAGGCCACAGCCAACCCUGAGAUCUUGGGCUACAGGUGGGCCAAAGGGGGGUUCUUGAUUGAAGACGCCCACGAGAGUCGUUAUGAGACGAACGUUGAUUACUCCUUCUUCACGGAGCCUGUGUCUUGUGAGGUCCACAACAAAGUGGGAAGCACCAACGUCAGCACUUUAGUGAACGUUCACUUUGCCCCCCGGAUUGUAGUUGACCCAAAGCCCACGACCACAGACAUUGGCUCUGAUGUGACCCUCACCUGUGUCUGGGUUGGGAAUCCCCCCCUCACCCUCACCUGGACCAAGAAGGACUCCAACAUGGUCCUGAGUAACAGCAAUCAGCUGUUGCUGAAGUCAGUGACCCAGGCAGACGCUGGCACCUAUACCUGCCGGGCCAUCGUGCCUCGAAUCGGAGUGGCCGAGCGAGAGGUACCGCUGUACGUCAAUGGACCCCCCAUUAUCUCCAGCGAGGCGGUGCAGUUUGCUGUGAGGGGUGAUGGUGGGAAGGUGGAGUGCUUCAUCGGGAGUACCCCACCUCCAGAUCGGAUUGCUUGGGCAUGGAAGGAGAACUUCCUGGAGGUGGGGACCCUGGAGCGGUACACUGUGGAGAGGACUAACUCGGGAAGUGGUGUGCUGUCCACACUCACCAUCAACAACGUCAUGGAGGCCGACUUCCAGACCCACUACAACUGCACUGCUUGGAACAGCUUUGGGCCAGGCACUGCCAUCAUCCAGCUGGAAGAGCGAGAGGUGUUACCUGUGGGCAUCAUUGCUGGGGCCACCAUUGGUGCAGGCAUCCUGGUCAUCUUCUUCUUUGUCGCCUUGGUGUUCUUCCUCUACCGCCGUCGCAAAGGCAGUCGAAAGGAUGUGACCUUGAGGAAGCUGGACAUCAAGGUGGAGACGGUGAAUCGGGAGCCGCUCACAAUGCAUUCUGACCGCGAGGAUGAUACCGCCAGCAUUUCCACAGCAACUCGGGUCAUGAAGGCCAUCUACUCGUCCUUUAAGGAUGAUGUGGAUCUGAAGCAGGACCUGCGCUGUGACACCAUUGAUACGCGGGAAGAGUAUGAGAUGAAGGAUCCCACCAACGGUUAUUACAAUGUGCGUGCCCACGAAGAUCGCCCAUCCUCCAGGGCGGUGCUGUAUGCUGACUACCGUGCCCCUGGCCCUACACGUUUUGAUGGCCGCCCACCAUCUCGCCUCUCCCACUCCAGUGGCUAUGCCCAGCUCAAUACGUACAGCCGGGCCCCUGCCUCUGACUAUGGCACAGAGCCCCCACCCUCUGGCCCUUCCGCUCCAGGUGGCACCGAUACAACCAGCCAGCUAUCCUAUGAGAACUAUGAGAAGUUCAACUCCCACCCUUUCCCCGGGCCAGCCGGGUAUCCUACCUACCGUCUAGGCUACCCCCAGGCCCCACCAUCCGGCUUGGAGAGGACCCCCUAUGAGGCAUAUGACCCUAUUGGCAAGUAUGCCACGGCCACUCGAUUCUCCUACACCUCUCAGCACUCAGACUACGGCCAGCGAUUUCAGCAGCGGAUGCAGACUCAUGUGUAGAGGCUGGAGUCUGGCUGGGGUAUCUCUGCGGGGCAGAGGAGAAGGCUUCCCAGCUCUUCCCUGACAUUCAGGGACGUUGCUCAUUGCUCCUUUCUUGGACCCAGCCUUCUUCCUCCUGCCGUCACAAAUAAGGAGCAGGUCUCCCAGGAACACCCCAUCCCAAGGAUGGCGCUCUGGGCAUGCCCCACUCCUAGGCCUGCUGAGCCCUUCCUCGGGAGGAUGUCUCUACUGACGUCUGUUCAUACCUGACCCAAGCAUGGGCACAGGGCAGUGGAGGCUGGGGUGGGGGGCAGAGGGCAAAGGAGGAAAGAGCACAUAUUACCAUUUCCCUUCUGUCCUGCUCCUCUGAUCUCCCGUAAGUGGGCAUGGAGAUAUGCUGAGGUGGGGAGGCGUUGGCCUAGGCAGCUCUAGUCCAGGCAGCCGGAAUGCGGGACAGCCCACCAGUCCCUCUCUUGAUUUCUUUCAUACCUUGUGUUCAUCUUUCCCAUCUCAGGGGAUUACAGAUGGGACAAUGAGUUCAAAUCCAGCCCUUGGUCAGCUGGGGUCAAAAUGCCAGUCACCGUGGCUAUCUGAGUGCCGAGGAUUCCAGAAAUCCCUGGUAACACUGCUCCCUUUUUUCUCAACUUUGUGCUAGACCAGUCAGAUGUGUCCUGGAUGUGAACAAAGAAUGGUUAGGACCGUGACCUGGUUGACUGGCCAGGGACCACUGUGUACUACAUGGCAGUUCCCAGAGCCAACAGUAGUGGGGACCUCACCAGCUUCCUUCUCUCAUGUUAUUGCCCCACUUCUUGGUAUUAACUCUUGAGCCUUGGAGAAUAGGGUAGGGCAGAGGUGUCACGGAGCUAUAUUUUUCAAAGACAAUAAAAAACUCAUUUGGAAAGCAACGCUCUAGGGGUUUCCCCCACUAUAUACAAGUCCCCGUGGAAAGGAAAGGGACACCUGUCCUCCACCAGGCUCCUAACACCUUGCAUUAUUCUGAGUCUCCAAGCACUUUGAAUCUAUUACAUCCAUCCAAAUGGUGAGACCUGCCUACUGCUGGGUUCUGAUAGAGUUAAGCAGUCCUGAACCUCAGACACUACCAUCCUGCCCUGGGACUCACCCUAGUUACAGCCCCCUUUGCAGGUGACAUGGUAGAUGCUUUAUCCAGACAAAGUUUGGUUUUGUCUCCUCCUUACCCCACCCCCAGGCCAAUCAAAUUUCUUCUUCCAUUUUCAGUGCCUUGAGUGUCAGGUUUGUGAUGCUGUCCCUGUGUGGGGAGCAGGAGCUUGUGAGCGCCAGGUUGUACUAUGUUAGCGUCAAGGACAGACAAAUGAGGGGAUGUGAAGGGAAGGGACCUGGACAUGGCUCCAAAGGGAAAUUCUUUUUGACCUAGACGGAGCCCCCAGUGCAGAAGAACACUUCAGGCAUUGUAUUCCAUGGCCUAUGUUGUCUCUUCCCACACAGCACACACAUAACCACACACAUACAUUCCACUCCACUUCUCAUCUACCACCUUCUGACCAAAGAGAAUCUGUAACUCAUGUUUCAGCCUCACUUUCCCAAGAAACUUCUGCCCAUCUGGAGUCAACUGUCCACCUCCCCACUGAGGCCUACGUGAUGGGAGGGAGUACUCCCAGAGUACCCCUUGCCUUUUCUCAUUGGUCACCAUUAGUCAUGUUUACUUUCAUGACUUACAUGUUCAUCAGCCACGGUCUAUCACUAACCUUAUAGAUGGGCCUGUGGGGUGACAUUCUCAGCCAUCUCCUUUCUGAUAAGGACUGGGUACCGGGAAUCAAGGAGCUCCAUUUCCAGCCUGGCAGACAGCCUUUCCUUCCUCUUGUACUCCGGUCACUGCGUCUGCACAGAGUGGGCCUUUCCUGUAUCAUUGACAGGCUCGUAGCUGGAUUCCAGUUCAGAGGACUCACACUUGCAGAGACCUUUCAUGAGAACUCAGUGAGGCAGUGUGUAUACAUAUAGUGUAGGUUCUUGUGAAUAUGAAUUCAUGCAAGUUUUUCAUUUUCAUUGACACCUGAAGCCAUGGGUGAACCAGACACUUCCAAGUCUAACUAGAGUGGCAUUUUAAACAUCAAUACUCUCUAAAAUAAUCAUUUUGUUUGGGGUUUGGCUUGAUUCUCUUAUUUCUCUCUGAUUUAAGCAGUAGGUCCCUCCCAUGGAAACAAGAGCAUCACUAAGGUCAUGCCCUGCAGGAAAUUUGUGGUUAUCAAGCACCGUGCAAGGCACAGGAAGCAGCAACUGAGACAGACUUGUCUCCGGCCACUCAGAUUCUGCAAUCAGAAUCAGAGUUGGGCCCUGCUGAAUGACCAGUGGAAUUGUGUGUCUGGGGAAUUGAAGGUCCCCUAAUAAUGGGGCUCUUGCAUCUGAAGCUAGUUGGUACCAGCAUGUUAGUGUCCUAUUACUUAAUGAUUCUAAGCACCCCAAGUGUUAUUGCUUUAGUUGAAAGAAUAAGGAACCAGGAGUCAAGAGAUCCAUGACCCUGUUCUGCAGCUGCCAUUUGCUGAGUAACCAUGAUCUGACCUCUGUUUUCAUUGCCUCCAAUUUUCUGGUCUUUACCUACAACUAUUCUGUCUUGGCUGUGUUCAUCUGGGGAGGCAAAAUUAGGGAUUUCCCAUCUCUCAAAAGAACCCCAAAACAGUAAGCAAUCAAGGUGAGGGUUAGGGCAGGGGAGGCCUGCCUGUACCACAAACUUCUUGAUCUUGUCCAUCACCCUAACCGUGAGUGAAAUGAAGCAAUCUGCGUUGUUCUCCUCUUAGGCUCAACAGGUUGUUGUGAUCACGGGAGGGCUC
Peromyscus eremicus (cactus mouse) is the source of this 5159-nucleotide messenger RNA. RefSeq names its product kirre like nephrin family adhesion molecule 1 (gene Kirrel1). NCBI's taxonomy places the organism in Eukaryota, Metazoa, Chordata, Mammalia, Rodentia, Cricetidae. Gene Ontology annotation, molecular function: cell adhesion molecule binding. Gene Ontology annotation, cellular component: cell-cell junction. Gene Ontology annotation, biological process: cell-cell adhesion. The record is from RefSeq and is a predicted model, not a curated record. The transcript is spliced from 15 exons. The coding region runs from base 7 to 2376 and encodes 789 amino acids.